Molecule: messenger RNA, 459 nt
Organism: Blepharisma stoltei
Lineage: Eukaryota; Ciliophora; Heterotrichea; Heterotrichida; Blepharismidae
Source: the annotation of a GenBank genome assembly
AUGGACUCCGAUCCUACAAGCUCCUCAAGCAACCAAAAUGAAAACCAAUCGAAUUUUCUUGAUUUCAAUGAGAAUACGCAGGCUCAGCUCUAUUACUCCUGCCUAAAUAUGAUCUGCAUGAGCAACUUGUUGUCGUCCCCUCAGAUUUCUGAAAUCCCUAAUAUCUCUGAAGAAGACUCAGAUGAAAAGGCUUAUACUUGCUGCUCUAUGAGUUUUCAAGGAAAACGGGGGCUAAAUCAACAUAUAGGGAGAUUGCACAAUAAUUUUGAAAAGACUUCAGAGUGCACCCAGUGUGGUCGAUCAUUUAGGCAUAAGAAUGCAUUGAGCUUCCAUAUUAAGCAGGUGCACGAAAAGUCAACAAGAGUAAGAUGUUCUAAAUGUGGAAUGAUGGUUUACAAUAAAUAUAUGAUGAAGAAUCAUAAUAAGAAAUAUCAUCCUCCUGAAACCAACAUCGGCUAA